Aureobasidium uvarum is the source of this 1606-nucleotide messenger RNA. The record is from the annotation of a GenBank genome assembly. NCBI's taxonomy places the organism in Eukaryota, Fungi, Ascomycota, Dothideomycetes, Dothideales, Saccotheciaceae.
CUAUACAGCCAUGUCAACCACGACGCAACUGCCAACGUUUCUGAAUCUGGAUAUCCUCAGGUUGCCCCGCGACAGUCUUCGAGAAUGCGUAUUCUUCACCCCCAAAACUGUAGCUGCAGCUAUCUUGAACGGCUGUUCUAAGGACGAGCUCAAGAAUUACCUCCAAAGUCAUGAUCGCAGAACUGUCGAACGCCAGAUUUCAGAUAACAUCAACGAGCGCCAUUCCGCCCUAUUCUAUGCCGCAAAGAGAAAUGCUGUAGACAUCGUGGGACUUCUUCUGGAGUAUGGUGCCGACCCUCAAGCAAGAGACCCAUCGAACAUUCCUCUUCUGGCCGCCUCGAUCAUGUAUUCGAAAUGGACAUACAAGAAUGUUGACAAGGUUAUCGCGCUAUUGCUUUCCUACGGUGCUACCCCUUAUUGCAUACCAGAGUACAUGUGGUCAACCUACAUCAAGAUGCCAAAUGAAGGAUGUCUCAAGGACAACCCUGGUCAUCCAUCGGCCGCCUGGGCCAAGAAGCAGCACCGAAUUGUUCUUGAAGAAACCUUGAACCUCACUGUCCGAUACCAUCUCAAUCGUGCAAGUCUGACAAAGCUCGCGACAACGAAACAACGCCAGAUAGCGCAACUUCUUGGAUGUCCGAGGAUUCUCCAACUUCCCUUUCAUAUUGUUGGACAAGACCACACUCUGGAAAUUGUCAAGAACAAGAUCCUCGCAUACGAUGCCAUGAACAGAAGACGACCUCUAGUUCUGACCUUUGCUGGUCUUNNUUCGGGUCCCGGCAAGACAGAGCUUGCAACUAGUCUCGGACAUCUCCUGGGUACAGAAGUAUGCAAUAUUUAUAUGAGCAAGAUGCAAGACCCGAGGAAUCUGUUCGGUUGUGCUGCUCCCUUCGAGGAAUAUGAUACAGGAUCUCCUCUGAACAAUUACUUGACCAGCCAUACAGCUCAAAAAUGUGUUGUGUUCUUGGACGAGUUUGACAAGACUAACCAAAAAGUGCGCCAGUCUUUGCUUACCAUUCUGGACUCCGGGUCCGUCUGGAUCCUCGCAUCCAACAAGGGCGACGAUCUCAUCUCGAAGUUCUACGAUAAGAACCUCGAGGGUAAGACUGACCGCGAAAGGCGGGAAGUGUCUAUCAAAUCGCUCGAGCGGAACCUUUCAAGACUUUUCGUCGAAGAAUACACUCCUGCCGUGGCCGGCCGUGUUGAUAGUUUCUUGCCCUUCUUCCCCUUCAGUCGCGACGAAGCUGCCGUGAUCCAUCACAAGUUCCUGAGGUCCUUGGAUGAUCAGAUUCGUCUUCCGAUCGAUCUAACCAACAAGCCCCCUCAUCCAGUCGGUCAUCUUCAUCUGUCACUCGUGAGAGAUGGAGAUCUCUGCAAGUUUCUCUCUGAAAACUACUACGUUCGUGAUCUGGGAGCAAGAUCGAUUCACAACUGCGUUGAUGGCCUUGCUGAUGAGCUGUUCAUGCUUUACACUUCCUCCGACGGUGAAAUUACCGAAGCCACCAACGAUCAGCCUCAUGUCAAAUACACAAUGCAGCUUCAUCCCGUCGACCAGACCUUUGAGGUCGCAAUCCGCGAGGAUGGCGAGACUCUGAUCCCGUCUGGU